AUGAACGGCAACGGUUCCAUUGCCAACGAGUGUACCGACAGCGUCAAGGACGAAGUGCCUGGCACCAAAGCCGAGGUCAAGGAGGACCCCCUGAGCGCCAUCUUGAACGGACACGCGCCCCACGACCCCCUCUCAAACGGUCUGAAGCUCAACCGUGCCGAGGAAACAGACGAUCUGCUGUCCGAGGUGCGAAAGCUCAUCAUCCCGUUCAUCAAGAACGCCGACAACGCGGCUGCCCAGAAACACACGGGCAACGCCUACGUCAACCCCACCACCGGCAAGGCGCAACAGGUCCUGGUUGACUACCAGAAGCCCGCCGAGCUGGCUGCGAAGCUGGAUGUGGCGCUCCCUGCCGAGGGUCGCGGCAAGGAGGGCAUCUUGCACUGGAUCGAGCAGAUCCUCGCCAACAGCGUCAACACCUGGGACCAGGGCUUCAUGGACAAGCUCUUCUCGACCAACACGCCUGUGGGCGUGAUCGCUGACCUGGUCCUCUCGGUUCUCAACACCAACCUGCACGUCUACCAGGUCUCGCCCGCGCUGACAAUUGUCGAGAAGACCACCGCGCGCGCGCUGGCUGGCAUGUUUGGCCUGACUGGACCUCACGCGGGUGGGUUCACCUGCCAGGGCGGAUCCUCUUCCAACCUGACGUCCAUGGUCGUCGCGCGCAACACGCUGUUCCCCGAGUGCGCGACCGGCGGCAACAAGCACGACUUUGUCGUCUUCACGUCCGUCAGCGGGCACUACUCGGUCGAGAAGAGCGCCAUGAUCUGCGGCAUGGGCAGCUCCGCCGUCUGGGCGGUCCCUGCCGACACCGCCGGCCGCAUGAAGCCGUCUGCGCUGAACGACAUGAUCGUCAAGGCCAAGGCCGAGGGCAAGACCCCCUUUUACGUCAACGCCACGGCCGGCACCACCGUCCGCGGCGCCUACGAGCCCCUCGAGGAGAUCUCGGCCAUCUGCAAGGCGCACGGUCUGUGGAUGCACGUGGACGCCUCCUUUGGCGGACCCGUCGUCUUCUCGCGGAAGCAUCGCCACAACCUGGCCGGCUCGCACCUCGCCGACUCUAUCACCAUCAACCCCCACAAGAUGAUGAACGUGCCCAGCACGUGCUCCUUCCUCCUCGGCCCGGACGUGCGCAUCUUCAACAAGGCCAACAGCACAAAGGCCGGCUACUUGUUCCACUCUCACGGCGACGGCGAGGUCUGGGAUCUGGCGGACCUGACCCUGCAGUGCGGCCGUCGCGCCGACAGCUUCAAACUCGCCCUGGCGUGGCAGUACCACGGCACGGCGGGCUUUGAGCGACAGGUCGACCACUCGUUUGACAUGGCCGCCCACCUGUACCAGCAGGUGACGGCGUCUUCGCGCCUCGAGCUCGUCAGCCAGGACAUGCCGACGUGCCUGCAGGUCUGCUUCUACUACCGACCGGGCGGCGGUGAUGUGCCUUCUGACAAGGAGGCUGUCACCAAGAUGACGGCGGAUAUCGUGCACCAGAUCAUCCCGCGUGGAUUCAUGGUCGAUUACGCCCCUGGUGAUAGGGGGAGUUUCUUCCGCGUCGUGGUCAACUGGCAGACGCAGCCGGGCACGGUCGAGGGUCUUAUCAAGGCGAUUGAGACGGUGGGCAUGGAGCUGUAUGGAUAG
Molecule: messenger RNA, 1635 nt
Organism: Emericellopsis atlantica
Lineage: Eukaryota; Fungi; Ascomycota; Sordariomycetes; Hypocreales; Bionectriaceae
Product: pyridoxal phosphate-dependent transferase
Exons: 1
Coding region: 1-1635 (544 amino acids)
Biological process (GO): carboxylic acid metabolic process
Cellular component (GO): cytoplasm
Molecular function (GO): pyridoxal phosphate binding; carboxy-lyase activity
Source: RefSeq, a predicted model, not a curated record